Plasmodium vivax (malaria parasite P. vivax) is the source of this 1189-nucleotide messenger RNA. RefSeq lists its product as hypothetical. The record is from RefSeq and is a predicted model, not a curated record. The coding region runs from base 211 to 738 and encodes 175 amino acids. The transcript is spliced from 8 exons. Lineage: Eukaryota; Apicomplexa; Aconoidasida; Haemosporida; Plasmodiidae.
GGGAAGGCAAGAAAAAUUAAAGUGCCUCGAACUGCGAAAAAAAAGCAAAGGAUCACACAUAAACGGACAUAGGCAUAUACCAUACAACAACACACAAACGUGUAAUCGCUAAGCCACUCCCCUCUCUGCAAUAAAGCAGCGCCUGCAACCCCACCAAACUCCGGCCCCCCCAAAAAAAACUGUCCACCCUAUUUUAUAAGACACACAAAAAUGCAUUUCCUCAACUUCGCCACAUUGUCUGCCUUCCUAAUUGCUGCUUACACCUUCUGCGCAACGGAAAAUGACCCGUCCUUUUGCAAAAAAACACACCGGGGAAUCCUCAAGUACCAUAAGAAGAAGGACCCACAGGAGUACUUCACCGUAUCUGCGGUUUUGAAAAAUGACACGCUCGACUUCUACAGAGGCUCCACCAUCUACGACACCAUAGACUUAACCGAAGUUGUAACUCCGCUGGCCAUUUUUUCAACCAGCCCAGAGUGCAUGACUGUUAAUAUGGCUAACAAAGAUGCCGUAGUUCUGUGCUGCAACACAGAGGAGUGCAUAAAUAACUGGUGGCUAUUCCUGACGAAGCAAAUACUCUGCCUUAACUCGGGCGAGAUGCGGAACGAGAGCGACGAAAAGACGUUGGAGGACGUCCAGCACAACAUCAUAAGCAAUAACAACUUCGAUGGCGUUUCCAUUAACAUACAGCAGGGCCUCGAGGAUAUCCCCAACGUUGUCAUCAAAGCGGAGUCGUGAAAAGGCCCCUUCAAAAGAACGUUAACUUCGAAGGCCAUAAAUUGAGCAAUUUUGUCCGAAUAAUGUUAUCUUAAGUGUUUUUUUUUUUCUUAUGUAUUUGACCAAUUGUUUUUUUGUCUUUACCAGCAAUGUGGUGCCCAAGGGAGUAGCCCAAGUGAGCAACCCCCUUUUGCAUUCCCACAUGUGCCCACAGCGCCUCGCUUCCAAAUUGGCAUGUUUACAUAUUUACUCUACCAAGGCACCAUUCAAAGGAUACGUGUGCCUGUUCGCAUGGAGGCCUUCCAUUGUGAGGGGUACCCCAACCAGCGUCUGCGUGAAUGCAUAAUGUAGCUGCUUUUGUCUGUUUGAAAAAGGAUCACUCUAUUUGAGACAUCCGUAAAAAGAACCUUGUGAUGUGAGAGCGGGGGAUAGUACUUCCUUCCUUCGUUAGAAAUAUUUUUUUUUUUUUUUU